GUGAAUAGUAAAGUACAUCUCAGUCCUCCGAAAUCUGCGAGAAAUCAUAUAUUUUGAAGAUAUUACUUCCCUGUGUUCGCCAUUUACGGCCUGCUGUUGUGCGGUUUCCCGUGGUUGGGCUCACUUCCCGGUGUUACUAGCACUACCCCAGGAACACUUUCCAGACCCGUCUACCUACGGCUUGUCAAGCUAUAGCCAUCGUUUGCUUCAAAAUCACUUUGGAGGGCUACACUGUAUCAUGUUGUAGGCUGAUCACAACACAUCCUUUUUCCAUCAUCGGUCUGCCCUGCUAUUUAUAGCGAAGCUGGCACUACUUGCAGAUCCAUACUCCACAGGAACGUGCGAAGUCUUGGAUUCCAUCAUGCCAUCCGACAAGAGGCCUCCCAUAUUUCUGUAUGCCAAAUUUGAUGUACAGGCUCUUUGCCGGACUGCAAGCAGCCUUCGACAGGAUAUUGCAUGCACUUGUAACCCCGACCAACAUCCCGCGAGCGGCAGCUUUAAUUGGGCCGUUUUCCUUACCUUCGAAGAUGGAGUUCAGUGGGUCCUGCGGUCGCCACAUACGAAUGGCGCCGAGUUAUCGAUGGAGCUUAGCUCGAAAUUGCUUGAAAGUGAAGCCGCUACCAUGAAAUAUGUACAACAAAAUAGUGACAUUCCAGUGCCCACUGUACACCUUUACAGGGCCAAUGCCGAAAAUGAAAUCGGCAUACCAUUCAUAUUGAUGAGCAAGGCGUCCGGCUGGCCCCUUGAAAAAGCCUGGAAAAACCCAGAGUCCGACAAACCAGUAUUGGCUGCAUCGUUGAAAGCCAAAGUGCUUCGUCAACUAGGAGAGACAACUUAUAAGCUCUCACAGUUACGGUUCAGUCGGAUCGGCUCACUCUUCGAGCGAGAUGGGCUUGUUCCAGUCGAAGAAUGUCUCUCCCGUGGUCAUAUACUGCACGACCGUUAUUCACUAGAAGGUGUUGCCCGAGGGCCAUUUAUUUCUGAGGAACACUAUAUUGAACCAACAUGCAAACAUGCAGAAGUUUUACAGCUUUCUCAUCACUGCUUUACUGCCCCUAUUCCUAGCCGUGAAGACUAUGAAUCACACGAUCAGUACCUUGAAGCCUGUGAUCUGUGGAAUGACUUCGUCACUGUUGGGAAAAAGCUCGACUCAUCUGACAACAGACUCGAUUACAUAGUGGCUGCACACGCACUCCGAGAGCUUAUACCAGCAUGGAGGUCGCAAUUACCUAACACCGACUCGCAUUUGUUUCCACUAUGUCAUGCGGAUUUAAGCGUGAAUAAUAUAUACGUCGACGAUGAUUUCAAUAUCACAUGUAUCAUCGACUGGGCAUUUUCAACAACUGUCCCAGAAGCCCUGCUGUUGACACCCCCCGGCCUGCCGCAGUCGCGCUACGAGUUGGAUAAGAGCCUCCGCCUUGCCUUCCAAGAUGGAUUCGAAACUGCCAUCAUAGGAGACACGUGUGAUCAACGGACAGAAAGCAUUAAGGCCGCCCUUGAACUUGUGAAAGAGGGCAGGUGCUCGUGGCUGUUGACCCGGUUUCUUAAUUUUGAUUCGAUUGACGACCACGGUCUUUUUACGGCCCUAUGGGAACAUACCUACGGCCACAGCAAAGACAUCGGAUCUUACUUUGCCGAAAGGCGAUCGUCCCCUAGCUAUAUUGAGCUCUACAAUGACGUCCGACUAGAGGACCAGCCUUUGGAGAAGCUCAAGAAGGCAGAGUCCAACUACUUCCGGGAUGACUGGGGUUGCCAAUACACGCCAUUUCAUCAACAACGCCUCCGAAAAACCGGAGAGCUCUUUGUCACUGAUUCCAAGUUGUGGAAGUGGAUCUUGGAAUUCAAGAAAGACUGGGGAAACAUUUCCUAA
Molecule: messenger RNA, 1870 nt
Organism: Aspergillus eucalypticola CBS 122712
Lineage: Eukaryota; Fungi; Ascomycota; Eurotiomycetes; Eurotiales; Aspergillaceae
Product: phosphotransferase family protein
Exons: 4
Coding region: 362-1870 (502 amino acids)
Cellular component (GO): mitochondrion
Source: RefSeq, a predicted model, not a curated record